AUGGGUAGAGUUUUCAAAAAGAAAGGCGGAGCUAAAAGAGAAGCUGAAGAUGAGAAGAAGGAAGAAUUUGUGAUAAAAAAAAAGGCCAAGAAGGAAAAAAGUCCGGAACCUGAGCCAGAACCCGAAUCAGAGUCGGACGAUGACGUUGAAGAUGUGAGUGACGAAGAGGUCGAAGAUGAGGAUGAGGAUGAGGAAGAACAGAACAUCAUGGAUUUCGACUUCGAGGGGUCCGCGCCAUGUGACGACGACCGAGAUGGAAUCGUAAACAUGCUUACCCAAACUUUCCUGCGUACAGAUAUCGACAUGAAAGCGAUGGCCGAAAGCAUUAUCUCCAAAGCUCCGCAUGGAUUAGUUCUUACGCAAGCAUAUGACGAUGAGCAAACUGAAGAAGAUUUCAUGGUUUACGGACUGUGUACCACUUUGGCGUUGAAUGAAAAUAAAGAAAACUCACCGAAAUUCAUCAAGGACAUUUUCACCUACUUGUUGAACCGCGCAAAGAAGGGAGCACCUACUGAGAUCUACAAGAAAAUUGAAGAGAUUCAAGAAGCAGGAGAUGGAAAGACUGGACUUUUUGUGAAUGAAAGACUUCUCAAUUUUCCAACGAUUGUUGUUCCACAACUCUUUGAAAGUAUUAAAACAGAUGUGGAUAAAUUCGAAACCAAGUACAAAACCAUCGUCUACAUUCAGAAGUUGCGAAUCGCAGAAGGUGAAGAGUCGAAUGCUGGUAGUUCUUCUAGUGAAGCGCCACCCAAGAAGAAGGGAAAAAUGGGAAAGGCGGAGAAGAAGAGAGCUGCUGCUGCCGCCCUCGCAAACGCUGAGAUUGAAUUUGAUAAUCCAGAAGAUAGAAUUCUCUUCCAGCUGAAAGAAGGAAAGGAAGUGCAUUUCGAUUUUCCUGUUCACAUGGACGUAGAGCCUGGAAGCAAAUUUCAUACAAUCGAGAAAGAAGGAAAGAAGUACAAUCCAUUCCGUCGUCUUGUUAUCAUGGAUGAAAAACGCUUCGAUGCUUUUUUGAAGAAGGGAUGUGACAGCAUUGUCGUUUAA
Messenger RNA from Caenorhabditis briggsae, 1041 nucleotides. Bases 1 to 1041 code for a protein of 346 amino acids. The record is from RefSeq and is a predicted model, not a curated record. Lineage: Eukaryota; Metazoa; Nematoda; Chromadorea; Rhabditida; Rhabditidae. Gene Ontology annotation, cellular component: nucleus. The transcript is spliced from 3 exons.